AUGGGACCUCUGCUGUCGCUGGUCAACGGCUGCCUCAUGGAAGGUGUUUUUCCCAACUGCCUCAAGAUUGCAAAGACAGUCCCGAUCUUCAAGAAGGAUAAUCCUACUGAUGUAGGCAUCUUCAGACCAAUAUCAACAAUUGUACCAGUGUUGGGUAAAAUCAUUGAAACGUCCAUGUUGAGGAAGCUGACUGAGCGCAAAUUGGUUGACCUUGUGAUGUGUGACCUGACCAAAGCCUUUGACUGCGUGUCGCACAACAUUCUGCUGAACAAACUACAUAGGUAUGGCAUUGGGGACAGUGCAUGGAGUAUGGUAGCAGACUAUCUAAGCGACAGGAGACAAGUUGUCUCGGUGAUGGGGACGACUUUCGAGGAAAGGAGAAUAACACAUGGAGUUCCUCCAUGUGUGUGGAGUGCUUGGGCCGCUGUUAUUUCUCAUACUCAUCAACGAUCUCCAUCUACCGAAUUCUAG
Molecule: messenger RNA, 471 nt
Organism: Nilaparvata lugens (brown planthopper)
Lineage: Eukaryota; Metazoa; Arthropoda; Insecta; Hemiptera; Delphacidae
Exons: 2
Coding region: 1-471 (156 amino acids)
Source: RefSeq, a predicted model, not a curated record